Elaeis guineensis (African oil palm) is the source of this 1407-nucleotide messenger RNA. Its product is annotated as protein MONOCULM 1. The record is from RefSeq and is a predicted model, not a curated record. NCBI's taxonomy places the organism in Eukaryota, Viridiplantae, Streptophyta, Magnoliopsida, Arecales, Arecaceae.
AUGCAAACCCUCCAGAUCCAAUCACUCACUCUUCUCUCCCCUCACUCCGCUUCUCCACUUCUCACUCUAAAUCAAUACUUUCUUUGCCACCAAAACCCCUUAGAAAUGCUCGGCUCAUUGAAGUCCCAUGAAGAAGGUGAGCAGGACCCUGACCACCAUAACCAUCACCACCGCUCCCAUCCUCACCACCCCAACCCCCCGCAUGCCUUCCUCUCCCUGUCGGCCCACGCCCGCCAGCUCGUGAUCAGCUGCGCCGAGCUCAUCCACCGGGGCGACAUCUCCACCGCCCGCCGCACGGCCUCCCUCCUCUCCGCGGCCGCCUCGCCUCAUGGCGACUCCGCCGACCGCCUCGCCCACCAAUUCGCUCGCGCCCUCUCCCUCCGCCUCGCCUCCCCCUCCCCCUCGGUGCCCUUCGACACCUCCUCCGAGGCUCUCCAGUCCUCCUACCUCUCGCUCAACCAGGUCACCCCGUUCCUCCGCUUCGCCCACCUCACCGCCAACCAGGCCAUACUCGAUGCCCUCCAUGGUUGCCGCCGCAUCCACAUCCUCGACUUGGACACCUCCCACGGGGUGCAGUGGCCACCUCUCCUCCAGGCCAUCGCCGAUCGCUCCUACGCCGAGGGGCCCCCGUCCAUCCGCAUCACCGGCACCGGCACCGACCUCGACGUCCUUCGCCGAACCGGUGACCGCCUCCAGACCUUCGCUCACUCGUUAGGCCUCCAAUUCCAAUUUCACCCUCUUCUCCUCCCCAUCUCUAGCACUAGUCCCGGCAGCAGUACCAGCACGAGCAUCCCCUUAAUUACUACUGCUGCUGGUGGUGGCGGUAGUAGUAAUCUCACCUCUUCUUCCUUCCAACUGCAUCCUGGCGAGACCCUGGCAGUGAAUUGUGUGCUGUUCUUGCAUAAGCUCCUCAAAGACAGCCGCCACGAGGAUGAUGGCUCGCGCGAACUGAGGGCCUUUCUUCAAGCAGUAAAGGCGAUGAACCCGGUGGUGGUGACGGUGGCGGAGAGGGAGGCCAGCCAUAAUUCACCGAAUUUCUUGCAGAGGCUCAUGGAGGCGCUGGACUACUACACGGUGGUGUUCGAGUCUUUGGAGGCGACGCUGCCGCCCAAAAGCCAGGAGCGGCUGGCGGUGGAGCAGGUGUGGCUCGGGCGGGAGAUCGAGGACAUCGUCGCCCGGGAAGGAGAGGGGAGGAGGGAGCGGCACGAGCGAUUCGAACGCUGGGAGGGCCUUAUGAGGGAUGCUGGAUUCUCGAACCUUCCCCUCAGCCCCUUCGCCCUCUCGCAGGCAAAGCUGCUGCUCCGACUGCACUACCCGUCCGAAGGCUACCAGCUUGAGAUGGUGAGGGACUCCAUCUUCCUUGGUUGGCAGAACAAGGCACUAUUCUCAGUCUCAUCUUGGCACUAG